GUUAUGGAGAAGGACCUUGAGAAGACCGGCAGCAGCGGCAGCCCUGCCGCCCCCGCAUACGAUGCUGGCUACACUGAGGAAACCAAGACGGGUACCCGCUUCAGUCGUUUCGCCGACAGCUUCAAGAAGAAUCCCAAUGCACGCAUGGUCACCGAGGCCACUGACGAGGAGGGGAAACCCCUCCCCGACCAGCCGCCCGCGGAGCCUGCGCUCUCGAUGGCCCUGAAGGACCGACAUUUGCAGAUGAUUGCCAUUGGUGGCUCUAUUGCAGGCACGGGACUGUUCGUUGGUUCUGGCUCCGCUCUGCAGGCAGGUGGGCCAGCCUCAUUGGUGCUUGCGUACGGCCUCAUUGGAAUAAUGUUGUACUGCACUGUUCACGCGCUUGGUGAGCUUGCCGUGGCGUUCCCGGUUGCCGGCUCGUUCGCAAUAUAUGCCAGUCGCUUCAUUGACCCCGCUUGGGGAUUUGCUAUGGCCUGGAAUUAUGCUCUUUCCUGGCUGGUCACCCUACCUCUCGAAAUUGUAGCUGCUUCCAUCACCGUCUCAUACUGGCCUGGUGCCGCAGGCGUCAAUGGAGCUGCUUGGGUCACCAUCUUCCUCGUCGUCAUCAUUUCUAUCAAUCUUUUCGGUGUAAGAGGAUAUGGUGAAGCCGAAUUCGUCUUCUCCAUUAUCAAGGUGACUGCCGUGAUUGGCUUUAUCAUCCUCGGUAUCAUCAUCGACUGCGGUGGUGUUUCUGGCCAGCCGUAUAUGGGAGCCCAAUAUUGGUACAAUCCCGGCGCUUUCCACAACGGAUUUAAGGGCCUCUGCUCCGUGUUCGUCACGGCUGCCUUCUCUUUUGCUGGUACUGAGCUGGUUGGUCUGUGUGCUGCUGAAACCGAAAACCCACGCAAGACGCUCCCCACCGCAGUGAAGCAGGUCUUCUGGCGUAUUUGCCUCUUCUACAUGGUCUCCCUCACCAUCGUCGGCUGCCUCGUUCCAUACAACGACCCGCAUCUGAUCGGUUCCUCUUCAUCUGACGCCAAUGCAUCACCCUUCGUCAUCGCCGUUAAAAGAGCCGGCAUCAAAGUCGUACCCUCCAUCAUGAACGUAGUCAUCCUGAUUGCAGUUCUCUCCGUCGGCAAUUCCUCUAUCUACGGUUCCUCGCGUACCCUCGCGGCUCUCGCCGACCGCGGGCAAGCUCCUAAGUUCCUUGGCUACAUCGAUCGCUCCGGGCGCCCUCUCAUGGCUAUUCUGUUUUCUUCAGCGUUCGGCUUUAUCUGCUACAUCGUCGCCGCAGGCACUGACACCCGCACGCAAGCGUUCAACUGGAUGCUGGCCAUCUCUGGUCUUGCUGCCGUUUUCAACUGGGCGUCCAUAUGUCUCUGCCACAUCCGCUUCCGCGCUGCGUGGAAGUACCACGGACACACCCUCGACGAGCUCGCGUUCAAAUCCCAAGCCACGGUGUGGGGCUCGUGGGUGGGGUUUAUCUUCAACAUCAUCAUCCUCAUCGCGCAGUUCUGGACUGGAUUUGCGCCAGUUGGGUACGCUGAUAUGACAGCGGGAGAGCGCGUCGAGAACUUCUUCAUGGCGUAUCUCGCGUUUCCAAUUGUGGUGCUCAUGUACAUCGUCUACAAGCUCAUCUUCAGGACGAAGUUCAAGAGUGUAAAGGAUAUGGAUAUUACAUCUGGUAGACGGGAGUUGGAUCUUGCGGCUAUUCUGGCGGAGGAGAGGGCGAUCCAAGCCCAGUGGCCUAGGUGGAAGAAGAUCUAUAAGACUGUGUGUUAAGGGAUUGUCGUCUUACUACAAAGGAGUUUUGGGUGGUAAGAAGAAUUGUGGGCAUUGUAUAUAUGAGUUAUGCAUCUCGGGUAGGGAAGAUGUACGAUAUCUAGGACAUGAUACCAGUCUUUACUAUUGUUAAUUAUCGUCUUCGAC
Messenger RNA from Mytilinidion resinicola, 1908 nucleotides. RefSeq names its product AAT family amino acid transporter. The coding region runs from base 4 to 1761 and encodes 585 amino acids. Gene Ontology annotation, molecular function: amino acid transmembrane transporter activity. Gene Ontology annotation, biological process: amino acid transmembrane transport. The transcript is spliced from 5 exons. Gene Ontology annotation, cellular component: membrane. The record is from RefSeq and is a predicted model, not a curated record. NCBI's taxonomy places the organism in Eukaryota, Fungi, Ascomycota, Dothideomycetes, Mytilinidiales, Mytilinidiaceae.